Linepithema humile (Argentine ant) is the source of this 2177-nucleotide messenger RNA. Its product is annotated as angiogenic factor with G patch and FHA domains 1. Lineage: Eukaryota; Metazoa; Arthropoda; Insecta; Hymenoptera; Formicidae. Gene Ontology annotation, molecular function: protein binding; nucleic acid binding. The record is from RefSeq and is a predicted model, not a curated record.
UUGAAAGCAUAUAACAUGGCUGCACACGUCAAUUGACAGUAUUGGAUUGCAUUGAAGGCAUGUUGAGUGCUCUUUUUGCGAAUACAACAGAAUAACUAAGGUCAUAGCAUGUGUACAUCAAUGUAACUUGUUCAAAUUUGUUCUUUUUUUAACACUAUGUAAUUUUCUAUAAUAAGAGAAAAAUGUGAUUGUUUUUAAUGUAUGUGGAGAUAUUGUGUGUUUAGUAAAUAAAAUAUGAACCAGUGUGAAAUGCAUAGUGAAAGUGAGGAAGGAGAAAUAAUCUCAGACUUUGAAGAAAAUUUUACAGAAGAAUUAUGUAAUUAUCCUCACAUAUUAAAAUUUAUACAUAAACUGCAGGAUCUUGUUAAAAGACAGCGAAAGAAAAUCAACAAACUACGAAACAAACUCAACGAACAGAGACAACAAAACUUACAACCUGCAAAGACAUAUGUAGAUUAUGGAACUCAAACGGAUUCCUGUGAUCCUGACAAAUCAUUAUCACAAAAUUGGGAUAUUAGUGACAAUGUUAAAUCAUCUAGUAUAGUAGACCAAGUGAAGCAAGUAGCAGAAUCAGUUUUAUUACAGACUGGUUUUGUUUACGAGCAGACAUCAGGAAUGUAUUAUGAUUAUAACACUGGAUAUUAUUAUGACACGCGACAAGGUCUAUAUUACGAUGGAAAUACUGGAACAUAUUACUACUAUGACGAGACUAGCAAUACAUACAAAUUCCACAGUCAAAUCUGUGCGAAUGGCGCUUCUAACCUUUCCAUCUCUCAAAAGAAAGAAGAACAGAAAACUGGGAAAACACACAAGGUUUCAGAUGAAGAUGACGUAAAAAAACGAAAAUUUGUAAACGAAGAAGAAAACUCCAAAGAUGUAGAACCUGAGGAAGGUGAAUGUUCAGAGAGCGAGAAAGAUGAUGGCAUUUCUGAUGAAAUUACCCCUGAUAUAUCAAUUAAUAGCGAAAGUGACCACGAAGAGGAACAAGAUUUGGCGAAAAGUUAUCCACCAUGUAUACGGAUUAUUGUUAAGGAAACAAAUUUAGCGAAAUUAAAAACGGGUUCUCUUUUUCUUGUAACAUAUACGGGUGGUUCGUUAGGCCGCGAAGGAGAUCAUUCGGUAUUGAUACCGGAUAUAAAUAUUAGCAAGCAUCACGCACGCUUUUCAUACGACGAAACUAAGAAACAAUAUCAAAUGAUAGAUUCUGGUUCGAGAAAUGGUACGUUCUUGAAUGGCAAAAGAUUAUCAGUAGCUAAGCAGGAAUCCGAGCCUCAUGAGAUAACACAUGGCUCGGUUAUAAAAAUCGGCGAGACAAAACUGCUGUGUCAUAUUCAUAAUGGGAAUGAAACAUGCGGCCAUUGCGAGCCAGGUCUUAUUCAACAAAAUAUCAACCUUGACGAAAAUAAAGUUUCAAAAAAAGAACUCUACAAGGAGGAGUUACGCCGUUUGAAAUAUAAAUUUGGAAUUGAAAAGAAUAAUGUUUUGUCCGGUAGUCAACUAGCUUCCGGUUAUCAAGAUAGAGCGCAAGCUAGAAGACAACAUGUAGGUUCCUUGCAUCACCAUGCUAAGACACAGCAGAGUUCUAUUCACACAUCGAUCACGAAAGAUAAUAAAGGAUUCAAAUUACUUUCCAAAAUGGGUUGGUCGGAAGGUCGUUCCUUGGGCAAGGACGGAGACGGAAGAACAGAACCUUUACCAAUCGCCUGCAAUCACAGCAAAGGCGGUCUUGGUUCGAGCGAAGCGGAUUUUCCUAGUAUCGAGCUGGAUUCGAAAGUGGAGAAGAAACAGGCAGUAUGGCGAAAAACUCAAAAGCGCUAUAAAGAAAUAGCGGAUUGACUCGACAAAUAAUUUAUUCGUCACGUAUAACCGCCUAGUCACAAAUUGUAAAAAUCUGAUUAACUUUCUGUAUAAUAAUUAAUAUUAAUAUUUUAAAAAAUUAAUAAAAUGAAAAUAAUUUGUACAGUCCUAUAGCAAAAUGCAGUCACAAUUAAAUAUGACUCACAAUCAGUGAAUCCAUGUUUCACUGCACAUAUUUAUUAAAUAAUGGAAAAUCUAUUUUUUUAUCAUUGAUAAAAAUUAAAUUGAGAUUUAUCGGGAUAUUUGUUAUUGGGGAUUUAUAUUCUUAAUAAUAUUUAAUGUAUUUACUCGUACUUAUUCGUUCUAUAAAUAAAGACAAU